CUCGGGAGAGGAGAGACGCGCCGCGUGAGGCGAGGGGAGGAAACAGAACAAGAGGGGAUGGUGCGGGGAGGAAACACAAGUCCACUCGCCGUCACUCAAACCGGGAAAGGGCGAGGAAGGAGGCGGUGGAAGAUGAGGACCGGAGCCCCGCCAGGCGACCGAGUCCCGGCGUUGGCAGUGGGCACCCGCCGAUAGCGCGCCGAGUCCCCCGAACCCGCCGGCCGGCCCCUCGGCUCGGUUCGUUCACUUUCGGGACAAUCAAGUUCGUCCUCCCUGUACAAUGGUCACAAAUGGGUCUGAGCUGAACAGCACCGCGCCGGACCCCGACGACGCCGCCGCCGCCGUUCUCAACCGCCCGCCGUGGGUCACCACAACUUUGGGCUGCUUCCUCAUCUUCACCGUCGUGGUGGACAUCCUGGGCAACCUGCUGGUCAUCUUCUCCGUCUAUCGGAACAAGAAGCUCCGGAACGCAGGCAACUUCUUCGUGGUGAGCCUGGCCGUGGCCGACCUGGUGGUGGCCAUCUACCCGUACCCGCUGGUGCUGGCCUCCAUCUUCCACAACGGCUGGAACCUGGGCUACGCUCACUGCCAGAUCAGCGGCUUCCUGAUGGGCAUCAGCGUCAUCGGCUCCAUCUUCAACAUCACCGGCAUCGCCCUCAACCGCUACUGCUACAUCUGCCACAGCCUCAAGUACGACAAGCUGUACAGCGACAAGAACUCGCUGUGCUACGUGGCGCUCAUCUGGGCUCUGACGGUGGUGGCCAUCGUGCCCAACUUGUUUGUGGGCUCGCUGCGCUACGACCCGCGCGUCUACUCCUGCACUUUCGAGCAGUCGGCCAGCUCCGCGUACACCAUCGCCGUGGUCUUCUUCCACUUCAUCCUGCCCAUCAUGAUCGUCACCUACUGCUACCUACGCAUUUGGAUCCUGGUGAUCCAGGUGCGGCGCCGAGUCAAGCCCGACAACCGGCCCAAGCUGACGCCUCACGACGUGCGUAACUUUGUCACCAUGUUCGUGGUCUUUGUGCUCUUUGCCGUCUGCUGGGCGCCCCUCAACCUCAUCGGUUUGGCGGUGGCCAUCCGGCCCGAGGUGGCGCUGCCCCUGGUGCCCGACUGGCUGUUUGUGGCCAGCUACUUCAUGGCCUACUUCAACAGCUGCCUUAACGCCAUCGUGUACGGCGUGCUCAACCAGAACUUCCGCCGCGAGUACAAGCGCAUUGUGGUGUCGCUGUGCACCGCCAGACUUUUCUUCCAGGACAGCUCCAACGAUCAGGCCGGCGUGGGCGGCGACAGGCUCAAGAGCAAGCCCUCGCCGCUUAUGACGAACAAUAACCGCGUCAAGGUGGACUCUGUCUGAAGAAGAAAAAAAACAACAACCAAAUAUGAAAGAAUGGAAAAGCCUCAAGUGACUGCGACACGGUGCUAAUUUGACCUCCACAAUCAGUACAACAGGGGUGCAUAUUAUUAUCUUAUUCUUAUUAUCAGCCACUUUUGCUUUAAAGUUACAUGACUGCUGCUCUACCAAGAACUCCAAGUGGGUCAGCUCGUAGUCUGGGAACAAGUCAGCUAGUAACUUCUCCUGGUCCGCUUUGGAGCCGGCUUACGGCUGUUGGUCGACGAGAAGCUCCUGGAGCUCCGCUAGCAGCUCCUGGGAGUGUAGCAGCUUCUGGUGGUCCACUAGCAGCUUCUAAUUGGUCAUCAGCAACUCCAGCUUCUAUCGCUCUGCUAGUAGCGUGUGAGCACCUGCUAAUAGGCUGCUAGCAACUUCUACACAUCAACCAGUAACGUCUGGUUGUCCGCUAAGUAGUCUGCUAGCAAUUUCUGGUGUUGUAGCAACUCCUGAGAGCACUUGCUAGUGGUUGGAGAUCAAAGUCUCCUAUUAACUUCUAGUGGUCCGCUAGUACCUCUCGGCAACCUGCUAGGACCUCACAAAGGUCCGCUAGAGUUCCGCUAGCAACUCUUGGUGUUGAUGCAGCUCCAGGUUGGCUCGCGCUGGUGAUCGGCAGUAUCUUCGAGUUGUCCAUUAGCCGCUCGAAAUGUUGAAGUAGCUCUUGGUGGUCCACAAGAAACGUCUAAUGGUCCAAUAGCAACUCUUGGUGUUGUACCAACUCCAGGUGGUCCACCAUCAAGUCCAAGUGGUCCACAGACAGUUUCUAGAAGUCGGCUAGCAUUUGCUAUUGAUCUCUAGUGACUUCCUCUUUGCCGGUAAAACAGGGUUAUAACGUCUUCUUGUGAUCUUCUUAUCAGGCACUUUUUUUUUUUUUUUUUUUGCUUUGUAGCCGUAGUCCGGUCAACAAAUGUCCAAUGUUUUGUUUACACUGAUGGUAUGUAUCAUCAUAUUUAUUUUCAAUGUAGCUAUAUUAGUAAUACAACAUAUAUAUAAAAUAUAUAUAUAUAUAUAUCUGGUUCCACCCAAGCCACGCCAAGCCAAAACAUUGAAUAAUAAGCUCAUUUGUGACACUUAAUAAAGUGCUGUUUUAUUCUUCUAAAUCCCUGCAAUACAAAAAAAAAAAACCUUCAUGACGUGGAACAUAUAUUUUAGUCAUCAGGCCA
Molecule: messenger RNA, 2550 nt
Organism: Syngnathus typhle (broad-nosed pipefish)
Lineage: Eukaryota; Metazoa; Chordata; Actinopteri; Syngnathiformes; Syngnathidae
Gene: mtnr1aa
Product: melatonin receptor 1A a
Exons: 2
Coding region: 281-1354 (357 amino acids)
Biological process (GO): G protein-coupled receptor signaling pathway
Cellular component (GO): membrane
Molecular function (GO): melatonin receptor activity
Source: RefSeq, a predicted model, not a curated record